Molecule: messenger RNA, 1176 nt
Organism: Nematocida parisii ERTm1
Lineage: Eukaryota; Fungi; Microsporidia
Exons: 1
Coding region: 1-1176 (391 amino acids)
Source: RefSeq, a predicted model, not a curated record
AUGGCAAUUUUAUUUACUAUAUAUAUAUUUUAUUUUUUUAUUUUUAUGAUUUAUUUUUCUGAUAUUUUUUUUAUUUUUAUUUUAUUAUUUUUAUCUUUUUUUAAUAUUAAUAUUUAUUAUAUUACUAUUAUAUCUAUUAUUAAUAUUUACUAUAUUUAUUACUAUAUGUGUAAUAAGUUCUAUAAUAACAUUAUUACUGUUAUAUUAUUAGUGUAUAAUAUAUACAGUGAUAAUAAUAUACAUAAUAAUUUAUACUUAAUUAGCAUAAUAAUUAAUAAAAUAAUAAAGAAUAACAGUAAUAUAAUAAUAAAUAGACUAAUAUAUGAUAAUAGUAUAAGAGAUAGUACAAGUAUAUGCAGUAGUAACAGGAGUAUAAGGGAUAGGAGUAUAUGCAAUAAUAGUAGUAUAUGCAGUAGUAACAGGAGUAUAUGUAGUAGUGAUAGUGGUAUAAUUAGUAUAUAUAAUACUGUAUUUAAUAGACUAAGUAUUAUAUAUAGUAAUAUACGUAUUAAUAGUAGUAUAUGUAGUAUAUGUGAUACAGAUAGACCAAAUAAUAUGAGUAAUAGACUAAGUAGUACAGAUAUAAAUAGACUAAGUAGUACAGAUAGACUGAGUAAUAGUAUAAUAGAUAUACCAUGUGAUACUAAUAGACUAACUGAUCCUGUAUAUACUAAUAGACUAACUGAUCCUGUAUAUACUAAUAGACUAACUGAUCCUGUAUAUACUAAUAGACUAACUGAUACUGUAUAUAAUACUGUAUAUGUAUAUACUAAUAGACUAAGUUAUACUUCUACUGUAUAUAUUAUAUAUUAUAUUAUUAUAUUUAUUAUUAUUAUAUUAUAUUAUGAUAUUAUUAUUAAUAUAAUAAGUAUUUAUAGUAUAAUCUGUUUAUGUCCAUUUAUUAUUGGUAAUACUUUAAUUAAUGAAUUUAUUAAUAAUAAUAUUAUAACGGAAACAGAAGGGAAUAAUUUAAUUAGAUCGAUUUAUUUAUGGGGAUAUUUUUAUAAUUUAAUAAUUAUAACAGUAAUAAUAAUAAAUUAUAAAUUAAAUAUAAAAGUGACACCAGGCAUAUCCAGUAUAAUAAUGACAAAUUCAACACUUAUUACGUAUUACAUCAUAUAUAAAAAAAUAAAAACAAUAAAAAAUAAAAAUAAAAUAAAAAAAGAGAUAAAAUAA